Drosophila eugracilis is the source of this 1872-nucleotide messenger RNA. RefSeq names its product transcription factor grauzone. The transcript has 5 exons. NCBI's taxonomy places the organism in Eukaryota, Metazoa, Arthropoda, Insecta, Diptera, Drosophilidae. Bases 74 to 1777 code for a protein of 567 amino acids. The record is from RefSeq and is a predicted model, not a curated record. Gene Ontology annotation, cellular component: nucleus. Gene Ontology annotation, molecular function: zinc ion binding; DNA-binding transcription factor activity.
GUUCCGAUGGGAGUUAUCGACAGAGCUAUGUAAAUUACUACUUUUUAUUAUAGUUUUAUCAAAUAAAUGCAAAAUGGAUAUCUGCCGCCUGUGUUUGCGCGGAGUGAGCGGCGCCCAGAUGUGUCUACAGAUUUUCGAUGUGGAUUCGGCGGAGAACAAGGUGGCAGAGGUUCUGCGCCAGCAUUUCUGGUUCGAGGUUCUGCCCAACGACGAGAUAUCCAAGGUCAUUUGCAACGUCUGCUGGACGCAGGUGUCUGAGUUCCAUCAGUUCUACGUUUCCAUACAGGAGGCCCAGGUGAUUUAUGCCACCACAUCCAAGUUUAAGCAGGAUCCAGAGAUGGUCAAUACAUCCUGGCCGGAGGAGGUGCUUAUGCCGGCCGACGUCCUCGCUGUGGACAACGAUGUUAGUGCUCAGCUAAAUGUAAAUCCCCUCGACGAACUGGAUCUAAGCCAACCGAUGUCCCCGGAAGACAGCAAGGUCGGCAUCAAAACAGAGCGUGAAUCACCCGACAUGGAAUUCAUCUACGAGGAUCCUAGCAAUGAACUUGACGAGGACUACGAGGAGGACGAGGAAGAGGACCCCGACGACUUGAUUGUGACCCGCAGCGGACGCAAGCGCAAACGGGAGGUGCCCAAGCCGACGAAAACGAAAAGGGGAGUUGGCAGAAAGGGCAAGGAGAAGAUCGUGGCUAAGCGGGGACCACCGAAAAGGAUAUUUAAAAUGGAACGCCUGCCACCGUUUUGCAAGGAGGACGAAGAACUGAUUAAGCGAUACAUAGUCAUGGGCUGCGAGCUGUGCAUAUUUCUGGCUGAGGACUUUGACGGCAUCCGUGAGCACUUCAAGGAGAAGCAUCCUGAGGAGAGACCCUACAUUAAAUGCUGCGGACGCAAGCUCAACAAGCGCUGCCUCAUUCAGGAGCAUGCGAGAAGGCAUGAGAAUCCCGAAUACAUCAAAUGCAAGGACUGCGGCAAGGUGUUUGCCAACUCGAGUGUGCUGCGUGCCCAUUGGCUGGUCCACCAUGUGCCAGAUGAGGAGUGCGACUUCCAGUGCGAGGACUGUGGCAAGCGUUUCUCGCGACGCAAUCUGCUCGAGCUACACAAGGGUUCUCAUGUGCCCGUUAACGAGCGCAAGUUUAUCUGCCCUCAGUGCCCUAAACACAAUGCUUUCGCCACGGAGUACCACAUGCAAGUUCACAUCAGCAUGCAGCAUCGCAAAGCGGCCAAUAUUUGCCAUGUCUGCGGCAAGAAAAUCAAGGAUAAGGCCGUCUUCGAAAAGCACGUUCGCCUGCACUUCGAGGAGAGCGGGCCCCGCAUCAAGUGCCCACGUCCAGACUGCGAGAGCUGGCUGAAGGACGAGGACAAUCUCAAGCAGCAUUUGAGGCGCCACAACGACGAGGGCAAAUUGUUCAUUUGCUCGGAAUGUGGCAAGAGCUGCAAGAACUCCCGUGCACUGAUCGGUCACAAGCGCUACUCCCACUCGAAUGUGAUUUAUACCUGCGAACAGUGUGGCAAAACCUUCAAGAAGGACAUUAGCCUUAAGGAGCACAUGGCCCAGCACACUGGCGAGCCACUCUACAAGUGUCCCUUCUGUCCCCGCACAUUCAAUUCGAACGCCAACAUGCACUCCCACAAGAAGAAAAUGCAUCCAGUGGAAUGGGAUAUCUGGCGCAAGACUAAGACGGGAAGCUCCCAGAAAGUCCUGCCCAGUGCUCAAGUCGCACAGAUGUUUAGAGACGAUGUCGAUGCCGCAGCUAUUGCCAAUGACUAUUCAGCUUAGGCCUAGGAACUCUUAAGAGUUCGAGGAACGAUUGCUUAGUUUUUGAUUAACCUUUGUUUGAAAACAAAAUAUAUAUAAUAGGAAUUAUUUGAAAA